CGCUCUGUCUACACGCUCGCUGCUCAUCACCAGCGAGAGAAUCACACCAUGUGGCGAGCAGCCGCCUCCCACCUCCUCCUUCACCAACGGCCAUCCACGGCAGCCGCCACGGCAUUGUACACUCUGCGGAACCUCUGCCAUUUCCCGCCGCCAUCUCCGGCGGAGGCGAAGUUCACGCCGGCGGAGGCUCAACGAAUGGUGCGGCUUGUUGGAGUGGAGCUGCUAAAGAGGCGGCUGCGGGACAGCCCAGACGAGGUGUUAGGCCAUGGCGAGUUUCUCGACGCGUGCGUGGAGGCUGGCGCGGCGCGCACGCGUGGCCAGGCGGAGGAGCUGGCGCAGGCGAUGGACCAGUCCGGCAGCGUGGUGCUCUUCCGGGGAAUGGUCUACCUCCACCCAGAGAAGGUAGUGAACCUGGUUAGAAGUGUCGUUCCGCCUGUACUCGAGAUCCAGAAUGAUGUGAGAAAAGAAGAGUUUGAGCUACUGAAAAAGAAGAAAGAAGAGAUUGACAGGCAGGCGCACAAGCAAGUCAAGCGAAUCCUCUGGUCUGGCUUACUGUUCUUGCAGACCACAUUAGGCCUCACUUUCCGUUUCACGUUCUGGGAGUUCUCCUGGGACGUUAUAGCGCCAGUCGCCUUCUUCGUGACCAGUUCUGACCUGCUUGUCGGCUAUGCCUAUUUCCUUGUUACCUUACGCAAGCUGUCAUAUCGAAGCUACAUGGAGAGGCUGUUUGAAACAAGGAGGAAGAAGCUCUACGACAAGGAGGGUUUUGAUAUGGAGAAGUACCUGGAAAUGGAGAAACACAUAAAGUGUCCCCUGGGAGGUGAAUGCACUGAAGCUGCUACCAAAGCGAUCUUCAGAGAAAUAGAGAGGCGGAUGCAGGACGGGCAGGACGAGAUUGUCAGCCACGGCCAGCUCCUCGACGUUUUGCUGGAGAGCAGCCUCAAGCGCACAGAGGCGGAGGAACUCGUGCAGAAGAUGGACGACUUCAGCUUGGUGAUGCUCGUCCGGGGCAAGACCUACCUCAACCAUGAGAAAGUUGUGAACCUGAUUAGAAGGGCUGUGCCUUUUGCACUCGCCCCAGAGAACGACGCGAGAAAAGAAGAGUUCAAACAACUCCAGGCAAAGAUGGAAGAGAUAAACAGCCUGGCUCACAAGCAUGCCAUGCGAAUUCUAUGUGUUGGCUUUGCAUACUUCCUGCUCCAAUUCGCUCUCUUAUUCCGCCUUACGUUCUGGGAGUUCACAUGGCAUGAGACAGAGCCGCUCGACCUUACCAUAGCCGGCAUCCAGCUGAUUAUUUGCUACGGAUAUUUCCUCCAUACCUCGAGUAAUCCGACGUUACAAGACUUCAGGCAGAGGCUGUUCUUGGCAAGGAGGAGAAAGCUCUGCGCCAAGCAUAGAUUUGAUAUAGACAGAUACCUGAAGUUGCAGAAACACCUUUAGGUACCCUCAGGAAGGUGAUAACUGAUCUCAAGGCAGUAAGCAUUAUGGCCUGUAACGCCAGAGCUGAAAUUUCGCAGUUGUUAAUUGACGCUGAUAGUGUCCUGUC
This is a messenger RNA of Lolium perenne, 1546 nucleotides long. RefSeq lists its product as uncharacterized. Gene Ontology annotation, cellular component: uniplex complex. Gene Ontology annotation, molecular function: calcium channel activity; uniporter activity. Lineage: Eukaryota; Viridiplantae; Streptophyta; Magnoliopsida; Poales; Poaceae. Gene Ontology annotation, biological process: calcium import into the mitochondrion; mitochondrial calcium ion homeostasis. The record is from RefSeq and is a predicted model, not a curated record.